Zeugodacus cucurbitae (melon fly) is the source of this 2173-nucleotide messenger RNA. RefSeq names its product polycystic kidney disease 2-like 2 protein. The record is from RefSeq and is a predicted model, not a curated record. NCBI's taxonomy places the organism in Eukaryota, Metazoa, Arthropoda, Insecta, Diptera, Tephritidae. The transcript is spliced from 9 exons. Gene Ontology annotation, molecular function: calcium ion binding; calcium channel activity. Bases 70 to 1968 code for a protein of 632 amino acids. Gene Ontology annotation, biological process: detection of mechanical stimulus. Gene Ontology annotation, cellular component: membrane.
AAAACACAUAUUCAAAUUUUCAAUUAAAUAUUCUUCUCAAUACAUUUUCGUGUUUCUUGAGAACCAAAAAUGAAUUUCGAAUCACGCGUUAAAUAUGAUAGUGAAUCAAAUAUCAAGAAAGCGCUGCGGACCAUAUUACUUUAUUGUGUCUUCAUAGUAAUGACCACUAUAGUUGCCGUCGCCGCGCGUCACCAUUACAUGUACUAUUUCAAUCACGCCAUUAAACGACACUUCUUGAUCAACGAAAGGUUGGUCACCUACAACGAAUGGUGGUCGGAAGUGGCGAACUAUUUUGUGCCGGAUGUGCUGAUGCCGCCACAAGCGAGCAAUGAGAGUGCGGCUAACGAAAAUCCAAGUAAUUCAAGCACAGCUGAAGACAAGCUUAUAAAAUUGGAAGAGAAUAUACUACUGGGAACACCACGUUUACGUCAGCUGCGCGUGCUGGAGACGAAUUGCAGCGGCAAUCGUGCUUUUGUGAAGCACUUUCAUUUCAUUUGUUAUCCAGAGUAUUCAUAUGCCGAUCAGAAAACCACGGGUGAACAUAUAGGCGCCAAAUAUGAAUCAUAUUACACUUUGAGUACAAUGCCGAUCGACGGACGCAUACACACCUAUUGGGGUGGUGGAUUUGUGCAGAAUUUGGAUCGAAAUAUAAAUGUAACGUGGCCACUGAUAGAAUCUUUGGAUCAAUUGGAAUGGUUGGAUCGUGGCACACGGUUAAUGGCUUUCGAAUUUACGCUCUACAAUAAAAAUACGGAUCUUCUCAAUAAUGUCAAAAUUAUCGGCGAAGUGCCGGUCACUGGUGGCGUCUUCUUAUACAUACAAGUGCAGGCGGUGCAAAAACAUGCCGUCUGGACUGGUAGCAUAUGGAUCAUACUCUCAGCAAUUUUAUUCUAUAUUAUUGCAAUGUACUAUCUCGUUAUGGAAAUAUUGGAAUGGCGCAAGCGUGGUACCAAACGAUAUUUAAAAAGCUUUUGGACCUUAACAGACUUAGUUAUACUGCUACUUGUUUUCCUCUCCUUCAGCUAUAAUAUUUUUCAUCCGAUUUAUUUAUAUUAUUAUCUGAAAAGUGCUACAGCUGCACCAACGGAAUACCAUAGUCUGGAUGUGAUUUGUUGGUUGAACUCGCAUUAUAUGAAUUUAAUAGCGAUAAUGGCGUUCUUAGUUUGGAUUAAAAUAUUUCAAAUUUUCACUUUCAAUAAGACAUCGAUACAGUUAAAUGCGACGUUCGUAAGGUGCUAUAGAGAUCUGCUCAGCUUCGUACUUAUAUUUCUCAUCAUCUUUCUCUCAUAUGCCAUGCUCGGCAUGUUACUAUUCGGUCAUGCACACGAGGAUUUUUUCGUUUUCCCCAUUGCAUUUUGGAGCGUUAUGCGUAUGGUAUUGGCCGAUUUUGAUUAUGUGGGCGUGGAACAGGCCAAUCCCGUCUUGGCACCAAUAUACUUUUUCUCCUUCAUAAUAAUUGUAUAUUUCAUACUAAUUAAUAUGUUUUUGGCCAUCAUUUACGACACCUUUCGCGAUAUAAAAAAAUACGAAAUACCACCGGAGAGAAGACAGUUGCCGCAAUUCUUAAAAAAGUACUGGGAUAAGGGCAAAGAUGGCGGUAAGCGAGCGCUCAAUAAAAUAGGGCUAUGUAAGCGUUCGAAUGCGAAGCGAAACACGGAACCAACUCGCAAAAUGAACGAUGAAAAUGAGCCACCAUUUCCACCAUCACCAAGGCCAGAGAAGAAGAUGCGCGUGCCGCGGAAUGAGAUACUACAAAACUACUUUGAAGCUAUCAAGAACAAACGUGACGCCGAGCAAAUAGACAAUUUGACUAAACAUAUAGAGACCUUAGAGGCAAUUUUAGCUAAAAUGAGUGAUGAAAUUAAGCGUCUCGAAGCCGAGACACCUGAUCCGAGCACGCGCCCAGAGCCACCAAGACAGCCGAAAACACCGCCGCGCCUCAAGAUAUUCGUAAAUCGCAAGAAAUAAUUGGUGUUGUUGUAAUUUUAAUUGUUAGUGUUUUUUAAAAUAAUUUUUAAUGGACCUUAUAUAAAUAAUAAUAUACUUAGAAUACAAUUUUUAAAUUUUCAUUUGGGACUUACCAAUUUUACGACGCGCGCGCCAUAGCACUGGCGGUGCUGUACUAUUUGGUGAAGCCAGUGUGUUGCUGUUUCAAUAAUCAAUGUAGAAACUG